Entrophospora sp. SA101 is the source of this 1067-nucleotide messenger RNA. Lineage: Eukaryota; Fungi; Glomeromycota; Glomeromycetes; Entrophosporales; Entrophosporaceae. The record is from the annotation of a GenBank genome assembly.
UUUCAGAAAAGAAAAAACCUAAUAAUACACUUGCAGCACAAUUGGCAAAAUUGACAAAUCCUGCUCCAAAAGGUAUAAAUUUUGCUAGUAAACUUCGAAAUAAUCUACAACUCACUUUAGAUGAUGCAAAAUAUGUUGGUAAACAUUGUACCAGAAAAGAUAUUUUUGAUGUUGUUGAUAUUCUUGAUCAAGAUAGUAUGAAAAACAAUGAUUUUGAUAUAAAUAAUAGACAGAUAUCAAAAAUGUUUGAAGAUCAAGAAAUGAUCAAUGAUGUUGGAUCAUCAAGUAUCGGAAGUGAUGAAGUAAAUGAUGAUGAUAAAGAAAUCAUUACAGAAGGAAAGAAUGAUGAUAUAGAAUUAAAUGAUAUUAAUUCUAUUCGAAAAGAAUUAGUGAAAAUUGAAGAUGAUGAAAGAAAUUUAUUGAAAAAAAUGUCACAGAGUGCUCAAGAAGACAUAAAUAAGGGUAAACAUGUAAAGACACAACUUGGUCUUUGGGAUACUUUCCUUGAUAUGAGAAUAAAAUUCCAGAAAGCCGUAACAAUAUCAAACAGUUUUCCACAGUAUAAUAUGUAUUCUCAAUUUAUAACAACACCAGACACAAAAGAUUUAAUCCAUGAAACAAAAUUUGAAUUAAAAGAACUUCUUGAUUCAUUAAUAAAUUUACAAAAGGAUUUGUGUAUAAACAAUGAGAAUAUAAGUAUUUCCAACAAUAUUGUGAUUAAUCAUAAAAGGCGUCAUGGAAAUGAAAAUGAUUACUUGGACUAUUUUUGGAAUGAUAUGCAAGAGACUCACAAAAAUUUUUUACCAUAUCGUACACAAACAAUCAAUAAAUGGAAUAAUAAAGUUCAAAUUGCUUCAGAUGAUCCAGUUGCAUCAGGAUUGAAAUGGGCUGAAAUCAAAAAAACCAAACAAAAGAAAAAACCAGUCGACACUAAAGCAAGUAAAGGCAGAAAAUUGAGAUAUCAUAUCCAUGAAAAAUUACAAAAUUUCAUGGAUUUUGCAAAUAAAAAUUUGAUAGAAGAAAAAAAUAGAGGAACUAAACUAGAUGGAUUAAAAAUUUUUGGAUAA